CCAAGUACACAGCAAUUAUUGAGUUGACGCUUUUACAGAUAAUGUAUAUAAUUAAUCCACGACUCUAUAAAGGGUUAUUAUGAAAGAAAUUUGUGUACAUAUUAAAUUAAGGGACAUUCGUGCAAAGAGAGCUGUUAUGAUACAUAUAACUGACAUUUUUGCUGCUGAUGAAAAAGUCUUAAAAUGGCUACCACAGAAAAUGAAUAUUAUCUAAGAGCCAUAUUGCUGCUUGCUGAAGGUGGUUCCUAUAUUUCAAAAGAAGUAUUAUACAGAGAACAUUCUGGUGACUUAAACAAACUUCUCAAACAUUUUGAACAUAAGUUAAAGUAUGAGUUGCACGAAAAACAAAUAGAGAAAUUAUUUCCACGAAAUGGAAACACUUCUGUGGACACAUGGGACCUUCAAAUGCUAAUAAUAGUAGUAUUAAGACUGUUUCAUAACUCCCUCAAGCACGAAGAUAAAAGAAAUUUACAAUACAUAAAAAUGUUGCGUCAUGAAAUUCAAGCACACAGUCCUUCAGUAACACUAGAUGAUGUUCAGUAUGAGAAUAUCAAAGACCAGCUAACAGAUGCAUUGACCAACUUAGCUUCCGGCUUUGGAGAGAAUGUGCAGAAAGAAUGUAAAUCAAUUAUCAACAAGUACACAUCUGGACCUCUCGAUGUAAUGUCCGCUAGAGAGUGUCUGAAGCAAUUACAGAAUAAUGAUGUACUGUUUAAACAAGUGUUGGAGAAGAUCGAAUGUUCUAAAAAUGACAUAUGUACGCGCUUAAAUGCCACAGAGAAGAGUCUAUCGGACGAUGUCAAGAAUAUCAGUCAACAGGUGACAGAUCUUGAAAAGAGUUUGAUGGAGCAGCUGCAAAGACUUGAUGCAGGAACAUGCAGAAAGAAAAUCAAAGUUGGUAUGCAUGUGGAGUUAUCGCUCGGUGGACCAACACAAGAGUGGAUCCUUCUGAUGGAGAGAACAUUGAAUGAUGUCUUUAAUGAAGCUUAUAAAACGUCUGGAGGAAAAUUUGAAAAUAUCAAGAAAAGGGUAGAGGAAUUACUCGACGAUAUCAAACAAACACAACAAUCAAUUACAGAGGCUCAAAAACGAUGUGCAUCAUUCUAAUGUUUGAAUGCUUCACAUACUCUGGCCUAUUGGAUUUACUUCAGUAUCUAACGAGCCAGAAAUAUCGAGGUCGGCUUGGUGCUCUAUCAGAAACAUUGUCGAAGCAUUUCAAGGUUGAUAUUCCAGUAACGGCUACGUCUACAAUCUCACCUGCAUGCUUGCAAAAUGCGUUAGACAGUUUAGAACGCGAACAGGAAAACCAGGAGGCUGAUAAUGAAAAAAGUCACAGUCAUCCGACUGAUGAAUAUAAAAAGUCGUUAAAGCUGGCCAUGGAAUGUUCAUCUGUAGAAGACUUGGUAUACCUCUGGGAAAUGUUUCAACAGGGCGGUGCUGCACAUCAUCUUGAUAGAAUAGCUAAUAUGCUUUCUGAAUUAUCUGGGAAGAGAAUAACGUUGUCAUCGUCUAUAGAUCUGCAAGAAUUCAAAGAAGCGCUGGAAGAUACAGUUGAAAGUGCUAAUGAUCCUGAUGUUGGACCAAGCAAAAUAACAGACUUGAUGAAAGAUGUUUGUAAAGGUCAAGAAAAGUAUCUCCCACUACCUGGUAAGUAAAUAUACAAGUGCUUAGGAUGUCCAGACCAUGACUUUACAUUUCUACCAACUAAUAAUUCUGCACAAUAAAAGUUCAUUUAACCAUAUUUAAAACUUUGAUCAAUCAAUAUAAAUUAACCUUUAGCGGUGUAUAAGUAAUUGGGAAAUUUUAAGAUUGCAAUUAAGUUAUUUAUGGUACUCUUCAUUGACUUCCAUUAGGUCUGAAAUGUAGCCAACAUUAUUUGCUAUCAAAUUUAACCAGUUAAUAAUCUCUUGUUCAUACAUCAGAUGAUAUUUUUUACCAUAUCAUCCAAAACAAAUUUGAAUUUUGUGUAAAAUUGUUAUAUCAAGUAGUCCAAUUUAGCAUCGUAUAUAACAAACCUGUUUGCUAAAAUGCUAUUUAACCUCUAGUCGUAAAUAUUAGUGAUUAUUUUCGAAUGAAAAUAAAUCCGAAGUUAUUUAUGCCAGGAAUUAUCUGGUUUUUUCUCGCUGGUAUUUUUAGAUAAAUGCUAUUUUUAGACAACUUGUCAUUACAUAUGUAUGCCAUUUGGAAUGCUUCGGUUUCAACAGCAAAACUAUCUCUGACGUCACAUUAUCAAUUGCAAACAUGGCAGAUGAAACAGACACAAAAUUCUUUAAUUUAAAUCUGAUUUCAUCUUGUAUAAUUAAACUAUCGGGCCAUGUUAAAAGCUUUUGCAGGAAGGCUGGACAUCCUGUUAAUCUAGAGGAGCAACGUAUUGACGUGUCGAAUGUUCCUGAUUCGGAAAAAAUUACAGGUAAUAUAACAUGCAAUGGACGAAAAAUAAUGUCGUCUCUGUUGCUUUCUAUCACUGGUUUGAAGAAAUAAUCCAGGCUUACAAAUAUAGAGAUAAUGGAAUGAACGUGUAGGGUGUGGUGUGUAUGUUAUUAUUUCUCAGCUGGAUAUAUUACGCGAUACCGCGGUCAUGAAUUUGAUUUUGAAACAGAAAUAUUUGUAAGGGAAAACAUGUUAAUAUGUGGUUUAAUACUGGUCCGACUUACAUGGUAAAUAAUGAAGCAAACAUAUAAGAUACACGUAGAAUUUUAAAUGGGUUGAAUUUACACGUAAUUUAACCAAAAGACUUUAAUGUUCGAUAUGAAAAGUGAGUAGAGAUAUUUACCCUGACACCGGCUAGAUAUUUUACCCCGACACCGGUUUCAAUAUGGCAGGUCUGCAUUGAAGUUUUCUAUAGGCAGUAUGCUGAGCGUAUAUAAAGGUAUUAUGUAACAUUACUGCCACAAAUAACAUUAAUACUGCCUUUAGUUUUAAUUGCAUUACAGUGGAUUACAGUUGCAGGAAAGAAAAUAGUAAACAAACAUAAAUAUACAUAACAAAAAGUUGAGUAAUGCACUUUUUUAUGCUUUGUCAUUAAAAUACUCAUUAAUAUAGAUGUAUCAGAGAAGUCAUUGUUACAAAGACAUUUGAACUAGGACAGCCUGUUAGGGGAGGCUACUUUGCGGACUGUCUGGGGUCUUUUUGUUAGGUACAUUUGUACCAGGAUUUAUAGAAGUAAUAUAGACCAAGCAUCAAUUGAUAUUUUUUGUUUUACAUGAGAACCUACUUUAAUUUCAAUCGGAAGAUACAGUGGUACGUUUAAAUCCCUUUACUUUCGGUUUGAAUUACAUUUUUCAGAUCUGCAUUUUAGCAAAGGCAUGCAUAGGCCAUAAAGAUAAUUUAGGAAAAUAAAAUCGAAUAUAAAUUUGGUUCUGUUGUUUAAUAUAAAUUGGAAAAGAAAUUUUGAAUUCACAUGUCUCGGGUGAUGCUAUAGUACAAAACUUUCAAGUUUCAUUGGAAUAAAAUGUAUUUAAUGGUUUGAUUGUAACUAUAGUUUGAGAUUUUACAAAAUGCGUCCAAGUGAGUAAAAUGCAAUCGUUACCUAAAUCAAAUGAAUAAUUUUUGACAAUGUUUCGGGCAUGAGAAAAUUAUGAAUGGUAAUUUUAAUUCUGUUUGACACAGGUUUGUAUUCUUUUUGUUACAUGUACAUUAAUUGUGUUAAGCAGUAUUUAUGUACAGGAGUAUGGACCUAUCUGCUAAUUGUCUGAUAACCAUCAAAAAUAGUAUUCAUUUAAGUUCUUGACAAAUAUAGAAGACUCUCAUUUAGUCCCCUUUUGAUAGGUGGUGGCUUCAAUUUUUGUUGUAUAUAUAAAGUAUAUUACUAUAUAUCUUAGUAAGUCUACGAUUUUGUUUUCCCGCAGUAUCUACCAAGGGUUAGAAUGUUGAGGAACAUAUUGGAAACUUUAUUUCGCCAGGUUUAAUAUCGAUUAACGACUUCUUAUAAUUUUCUUGUUAAAACCCAAGUGCUUAGAGUAUAUAGUGGUAACUUCACAUGUCGCUUAUUACCGUACGAAUAUGUAGGUCAUUUAUUGCAAAGUAAAUUUGCGUUAUAUCUAUACUGAGAGCGUGUUAAUAUGCUGUUAACAGAAAAAUUUGAAGACUGAUGAAAAACUUCAAAGUACAAAUUUACAAUGUAUAUUGAAUUCUUGUUUACAUAAAUAAUUUGUUGACAAAUGCUUACACAUGGAUCGUUUAUUAGUUGUAGUCUGUUUAUAUAUAAAUAUUAAAUAUACAUGUUCUGCUAGAAACUGAAGUCAAACUGAAUCAUUAGUUUUCCCAUGAGAAAGGGUCAUACAAAUUUUCUUCGUUGAUUGCACUAAUUCUUUAGUGUUAUAAGACGGAACGUAAGCAGUUUUUAGCAAAACGGUUAUAGAAUUCUUAUUAACAGCAAACACUGUGUAUAUUCAGGUUUGUGUUUGGGACUUUUUAGGACCCCAUUUCCCAUCUGUUUAAAAUGCUUCUAUAAUCAUUAAUGUCAUUUCAGUUGAUAAAAUAAUUGAAAUCUGCUACUUUUUACUGGAAAUCUGCUCAUAGCAGCCAUUGUAUUAGUCUGUAAAUUUGUUCAACAUGGGGAUGGUUAUAAUGCAGCUUGAGCUUAAUAGACUCAUUCAGUAUUUAAAUGUUACAAUUUAAUUGCAUAUUAAAUUGAGGACAAUGUAAAAAAUGUCGAAAUGAAAUCAUUAUUAAAAUCGAUAAGUGCCAUCAAACAUUUAAAAGGUUACAGUGUGAAAAUAAUGAGAAGUUUUGGUGACUGUAUGCGUAAUCAUUCAUAUAACCUUUCUGUGACUGAAAAUAAAGGGCUCGUUAUUAUACAAUGUAUUGUGAGUAAAAAUGAUUAAUAUACAGAUGCCAGUUUUGAUAUAUGCAUGUUCUUUAAGUUAUUUGGUAAUAUUGGAUCACAUUUGUUUUCUAACUGGUAGUACAACUUAAUUGGUAACGAUGCUGUUGCUUAUAGAAGUUUGUGGUUUUAUAAUUAUAUUUUCAUAUUCAUAAACAUCAUAAUUUUAUAAAUCCAAUACAUAAUAUGAUAAUGAGUUAACAUGUUAUUAUCUUUCUUGAGUAAAGUAUCUGUCUGGCUGUAAAUCCAAUAAUUCAGAAAUAUUUUAUGUAUAUAAAGGUUAAACGUUGAUAGUUUAUAUAACAAAUUAUCAGUUUUUAAACCAACAUGGAUUUGAAAAACUCACUUCUGGAUAGCGACUAUUACAAUAUGAACCUUUCAUCAGGUCAUUAUAAGUUUGAAAUUUAUAACAUAUGGAGCAUCUAGAUAAACUACUGGUUAUGAAUAGGCUAAUUAGUUAGCACUCAGAUUGUUUUACUGUUGAGUGUGUUACCUUGACAGAGAUAAAUGGAAUGCCUAUCAGAUUUACAUCACGAAGGGUCCAUUUGGUCUAGGGGAACUAUUUUGUUCAUUGUAAUUAGUAUACUACUUCCCCUGGAAUUUUUAAUACAGAUGUUAUUGAGAUAUUCGGGAUUUGGACUGAGUAAUUUUGAUAUACAUUUAGUAUAAAUUUACAUUCAGUAAAUAUAGAUAUACUAUUAUCCCGGCUUUGAAUUUUGGGGGAUAAAUUUAUAAAGUAAAUUUAUUGUGGCGGAAAAUUCUGACAGCCGGGGAUCAUUUUGUUAAAUAAAUAUCCUAGCAAUUACUUGGCCGGGUCGUAGGUCUUACUUAGGUGGAAUAUUCUUCGAUUGGUGAAGUUGCUGGAGUACAUUUCAAAAUUUAGUUUUUUCUGUGAGCACUGGGUUUUGCCCACAAGCUGUUGCUAGGCUUGGUAUCUCCUAUGUGUCUCUUUGGCAUUGUAAAUUUCCUUUCGAUAGGACCGAAUAUUGAUAUAGUGUUCGCAGAAAAAUGCUAGUGUCGUAUUGUAUGGCAGAAAUAUUGGUAAAUUAUUGUACGUGUAUUGUACACAGCUGAAAUAUUGCUAAAUUAUUUACGUGUAUUGUACACGGCAAACAUAUUGCUAGUCCGUAUUGUGCACAGCUGAAAUAUUGCUAAAUUAUUUACGUGUAUUGUACACGGCAAAAAUAUUGCUAGUCCGUAUGGUGCACAGCUGAAAUAUUGCUAAAUUAUUUACGUGUAUUGUACACGGCAGAUAUAUUGCUAGUCCCUAGUGUGCACGGCAGAAGUAUUGCUAAUUUAUUAUACGUGUAUUGUGCCCGGCAUAAAUAUUGCUAAUUUAUUAUACGUGUAUUGUACACGGCAGAAAUAUUGCUAGUCCGUAUUGUGCACGGCAGAAGUAUUGCUAAUUUAUUAUACGUGUAUUGUACACGGCAGACAUAUUGCUAGUCCAUAUUUUGCAAGGUAGAAAUGUUGCUAAAUCAGUGUACUUUUGCUGUAUUGCUAGUCCAUAUUGUAUGGCUGAAAUGGGUGUGAAAUUAUGGUACGUAUAUUGUACAUGACAAAGUGCAGUGUACACGGCAGAAAUAUAGCUAUUGUCCGGAUAGAUAUAUAUAUAUAGCGCUGCAGAAAUUUUGCGUAAAGUUUAUUCAAGAGUGCAGGCAUGACUGGUCCUCGGUUGUUAGAAUUUUCAUUACAUUGUCUUUCCUGGGUCAUUUUAUGUGACAAAAUUCAGGCUUACAUUUAGACAGAAAGAUGCGGCCACAAAUUAUCCAAACUUAUUAAACUCCAAACUUAUUAAACUGUCAAUGAAUAAGUUGCAUAACUUGAAGUGAUUGCAUAACUUGAAGCGAUAUUGAAUCACCAAUUUGUAAAUGAAAUAUGAAUAAGUUGCAUAACUUGAAGUGAUAUUGAAUCACCAAUUCGUAAAUGAAAUAUUUGUCAGUGUUUGAGAAAUUAAAAGGAAGUGUAUUUCAGAAUUUGUGUUUAUUAUUAUUCUUAUGAUUCAUAAUUCUGGUCCUUAAAUAAUAGUGAUUAUUUUCGAAUGAAAAUAAAUCCGAAGUUAUUUAGGCCAGGAAUUAUCUGGUUUUUUCUCGCUGGUAUUUUUAGAUAAAUGCUAUUUUUAGACAACUUGUCAUUACAUAUGUAUGCCAUUUGGAAUGCUUCGGUUUCAACAGCAAAACUAUCUCUGACGUCACAUUAUCAAUUGCAAACAUGGCAGAUGAAACAGACACAAAAUUCCCACCCACCACACCC
Mercenaria mercenaria is the source of this 7078-nucleotide messenger RNA. RefSeq lists its product as uncharacterized. The coding region runs from base 1092 to 1655 and encodes 187 amino acids. Lineage: Eukaryota; Metazoa; Mollusca; Bivalvia; Venerida; Veneridae. The record is from RefSeq and is a predicted model, not a curated record. The transcript has 7 exons.